AGAUCAGCUGUCAAAUAUUUAAAUUUAUAUUUUUCAUGAUUUUUACACAUGUCACUCUAAAAUAAAUGGCUAAACGUUUCGUGCGUGUUUUCAUUCGGGCUAUAUUUCAUGUAAUUUUCUACAUCUGGCGACCGUUAAUUAAAAUGGAAAUAUUACGAAAAGAACGAGGUAUAGCCAGGAGGCUUUUUACAACCGCGAAAAAAGAAUUUCAAGCUAAUUUAGAGUCAACAAUUAUCGACGAAAUCACCGCGGCCUUCAACAAACUCCAGCUUCGAGCCGAUUCCCUGUUCAACGUUGACCUACGUAUAAAAGAACAGUGGCUAAAAACGGACGAGAUGACUGAAGAUGAAAUUUAUGAAGAUUGCAUGACCAGCGAUAAGUAUGUAAGCGACUGGGAGCGUAUAAAAGUCAUGUACGAAAACGUUUCUCGGAAGAACGAACGCAUGAAGAGGUCUUGCAAGUCUAGCGGCAGCGAUGUGUCGAAUAACACACAAAAAUCUCAUCAAUGUUGUGAGAAGUCGGCAUGCAGUAGUGCUUGUCAUUCAAGACGAUUCCGUCUACCGAAAUUUGAGUUACGGAAGUUUGACGGCAAUACGAAAAAUUGGAUUGGUUUUUGGUGUCAAUUUCAGAAAAUCGACGACGACGAGACAAUAGACGAUGGAGAUAAGUUUCAGUACCUUUACCAGUGCACUGUUCCAGAUACUCCAGCGCGAGAGAUCGUCGAGAGCUUUCCGCCGUCGGGAGAUAACUACAAGAAGGCUGUUGAGCAAUUGAAGUCCAGGUUUGCACGUGACGAAAUGUUGAUCGACAUUUAUGUGCGUGAACUGCUUAAUCUUGUACUAGCACAAGCAAAAGUUGAGUCCGCCUUGCCCGAAUCUGUUUUACGAGCAUGGCAGAGAUCCCAUGUACUGGAGGAGAAGGGCGACGAUCAUCUGAACCAGCUUAUGCAGUUCCUGAAACGCGAAGUGGAGUCGGAGGAGCGGAUCCAGCUCGCGCGCACCGGGAUAGCAUCGGGUGACAGUUUGCAUAGCGUUUCUACUCAACCCACCGCGGCAUGCUUGGUGUCAACGGAAGACGCAGGUAAGAAGAUUUGUUGCGUUUGGUGUGAAAAGGCAUCGCAUAGCAGUUUCGAGUGCUACAAAGCUAACAAAAUGUCGUAUGAAGCUAGGAAGGAUGUGCUAAAUAAAAAAGGAGCGUGCCUUAUUUGUUUAAAAACCGGACAUAAUGCGAAAAGAUGCAAAAAUUUCACAAAAUGCCUUUUCUGCUCCAAACGUCAUUCUGUAUUGAUGUGCCCUGACAUUAAAACGUCAAGUCAAAAUGAAACUGAAAAAACUUCGAAUGUUGAAACGUCAAAUUUAAAUAAUAACGUAACUCAAUAUAAGGCUAGUACUACACUGUUGCAAACGUUCAUGGCGAAUAUUAUGACCAAUAAGAAAUGUAUACGGGUACGAUGCUUUAUUGAUUCGGGUGCACAGAAGACUUAUUUACGUCGCGAUAUAAUAGAAAAUUUAGACUUGAAACCUGUCGGCAAAGAAAUCGUGUCAAAUUGUCUUUUUGGCGGGAUUGAAACUAAGAAGGAACUAUUUCAUACCUAUGAGUUAAAGCUAGCAAGCUUGGAUAAGAAAUUUGAAUGUACAAUGACCGCGCGAGACAAGUCUACGCUCUGCGGGUAUAUUCCUCGUUUAAAUGUAGACCAUGACAUGUUUAAAGAGUUACAGAAACAUAAUAUUACGCUGAGCGACGUCGGCGAUGCGGCAGCACCUGACAUCGGGCUGUUGAUCGGCGCAGACCACGCAGGCGUGUUGCUCACGGAGAGUUUCUUAAAACUGAACAAUAACCUCGUGGCAAUAAAAACUAAAUUUGGAUGGACGCUUCAAGGACCUGUUAUGAACACAUGCAGUGUCUUAAUGAACGUAGUAUUAGAAAAUGAACAUAAGUUGAAAGAAAGUAAGAAAGUAGUGCUCGCUAACAACACUGCAGAUUAUAGUACGUUUCUAUCUACACUGACUUUCAUCUUUAAGUACAUUAUAGACCUAAUAGCCGGUCUUUCUUUUCUGCGGUCCGGAGGGAAGGUUGGGAUAAUUUUGUUCAUGUGUGCAGUUUACCGAGCCGUGCAUAUCGAAUUGACCAAACCACUAAUGACAGAAGCUUUUCUCAUAGCCUUACGAAGAUUUAUCCCGAGACGUGGAAGAGUUGACACAAAAUACACGGAUAAUUCUAACUUCCACGAAGCUGAUAAUCUUCUGAUGACUCUGAACGUGAGGAACAUUAAGAGGAAGUUUAGUUCUCCUGCAGCGCCAUGGCGGGAAGAUUGGUGGGAGCGUCUCAUACGCUCUUUGAAGGACCUCAUGAAACGAAACUUACCUUGCCAGUUCCACAGUGAUGAACAGGCUCACAGUAACGAGAACAAACAGUUGCUUAUCCAGAAGGGCAAGGAGAGGGACUCUAAUUUAAGGGUAGGUGACAUAGUUUUAAUAAAGAUGGACACAAAGCGUACUAUGUGGCUUUUAGGGAGGAUUGUAGAAACUUUCUCCGGUACAGACGGUUGCGUAAGAGUGGCUAAGAUGCGCACAACAGAUGGAGAGUUCACACGAGCAGUGCAACGCCUGUACCCACGCGAAGUACAGGCUGGCGACAUAUAGAGAAGAGUUUUGGGCCUCUUGCCCAAGGUGGGAGGAUGUUGCAAACUCUUUUUGAGAUCAGCUGUCAAAUAUUUAAAUUUAUAUUUUUCAUGAUUUUUACACAUGUCACUCUAAAAUAAAUGCCUAAACGUUUCGUGCGUGUUUUCAUUCGGGCUAUAUUUCAUGUAAUUUUCUACAUGGCUCUUACAAAACCUGGCUCUUUCAUGCCACUUCUCCCUACAUAUUUUACUUUCCUCAUAUUCGAAAUGAAAAGUACAGGGUUUAACUCGGGUGAAAUGGUGCCUAUUUCAGUCUUGGACUAUUGGUAAUAAAAUAGCCAUGUUUUAUUUAAAUACGCAUGUACAUAUUUUACUUUCCUCAUAUUCGAAAUGAAAAGUACAGGGUUAAAUAUUUCUAUAGUAGAUUGUUAACCAAUCCAUUGGUUAACAAUAACUAUAGAAAUACUUUUUAGCCUAAAACACGUACACGAUACACAUACGCCUGUGGAUCCUGAGUUAGGAUUUCCUGUGUCACAAUAAGAUUUAAUUCCUAACUUAAAGUGUUAAAUGUAUGAAAUCUAUGGCAUCAUAUUUUGUUGUUUUGAACGCUUUUGAACCUACCUAUCAAACCGCUUCCGACUAUUUAACACUGACAACCCCAUUAAAAAUGUCAAUGUUCAUGGCAUUUGUUGUCCUGCUGGAGUCCUGGGCCGGGCAACUGACACGGAUAACACAGGAUCGAUUAUUUUCUAUUUUUACUCAUUCGUGCCGUGCACCUCUGCAGUAGCCCGAACGGAAUGAGUUUUCGUUAAACUAACAAAGGACGCCCGGGGGUCAUCAACUCAUCAUUGAGCCCUGAAAGGAUUUUUAUGUUUUCAGUAAUCCACCGGCGAUUUUUUUUAAUGGUACACAGUUUAUACAAUCAUUUUGCUGUUAGGCCUUUUUAACUGACUUCGAAAAAGGAGGAGGUUCUCAAUUCGUUAGAAUCUUUUUUUUUUUCAAUAAUCGAACCUGCCGAAGUUAUAAGUUAUAACAAUUGCUUUGAUAAUAUAUUCAAGCACAACAAAAGAAUAUGAACUUGAAAUUAAUAAGACUGUUAAUGAUAUCAUUACUUGGAUGGCUAACAAUGAAUUAAGCAUAAAUUUGUCUCACUUUGUUCAAUUUCAUACGAGCCGUAGACCAGGUUUGGCAAUUAACAUAUCGCAUAAAGCAGACGCAAUUACACAGUCAGAGACGACUAAAUUUCUUGGACUCAUACUUGACAGUAAUUGUAAUUGACAAUGUCAUAUAACCGAACUAUGCUCCAAACUUUCAAAGUUUGUCUUUCCAAUACGUAGCCUGAUUGAUACAUAAUGCAUCGGAAAAAGCGGGUUAUCAUAUUUUGGUUACGUUCAGUCUAGCAUCACGUACGGUAUAAUUUUUUUGGGAAAUUCUACCGACUGGUUAAAAGUUUUUAAGAUGCAGAAACGAUGUGUAAGAGCGCUCUGUGGGCCAUCUCAAAGAGACUCCUGUGAGCCUCUUUUUCAUAAAUAUAUAAGAUUUUACCACUACCUUGUUUAUAUAUCAAAGAAAUUGCUAUGUUUGUAAAAAAUAACCUUAAUUUAUAUCAAAGGAACGAUAGAUUCCACCGUAACAUGAGAAACGUGUACAAACUCGUAAAUACGCAUCAAACAAAAUCGACAUUUUUCAAACAUACAUAGCAUUUUUUCCAUGGCAAUCAAGAUCUAUAACAAUAUUCCGGAUGUAUUUAAGAAUCUUGACAGUACUAGAUUUAAAAAAGCACUUAAUGAAUCGCUAUUGAGCAAAAUGUUUUAUUCUCCACUUGA
Messenger RNA from Cydia pomonella (codling moth), 4446 nucleotides. RefSeq lists its product as uncharacterized. The record is from RefSeq and is a predicted model, not a curated record. Lineage: Eukaryota; Metazoa; Arthropoda; Insecta; Lepidoptera; Tortricidae. Gene Ontology annotation, molecular function: nucleic acid binding. The transcript has 2 exons. The coding region runs from base 66 to 2642 and encodes 858 amino acids.